Messenger RNA from Opisthorchis viverrini, 504 nucleotides. RefSeq lists its product as hypothetical. NCBI's taxonomy places the organism in Eukaryota, Metazoa, Platyhelminthes, Trematoda, Opisthorchiida, Opisthorchiidae. The annotation marks the transcript as partial. Gene Ontology annotation, cellular component: membrane. The record is from RefSeq and is a predicted model, not a curated record. The transcript is spliced from 4 exons.
CUUGAUACAAUUUUUCGGCGGUGAAGACAUGCAAGGACCAACCAUAUUUACGGCCUACAAUGUAGUGCGCCUUUUGGGAAACAUUCUUGUUCUGCUGUUAGUGUGCUUUGGUGGUGCUCUUGCUGGGACAUCUACUUACGUUUUGGUGCUGUACGAAAAUAUUGCAGAAGUUUUUGGAAGAUACGUUUUCUACGGGUGCUUAUAUGCGGUGCUUGCCUGUGGGAUUUUCGCAAUUGUCCUUGGACUAUUCGCAUUCUAUGACUUCACGCAAGAAAAUCGAUUUACAACCAUAUUGACGGUUGUGAGCUCGAUAUGUUUGUUUACGAUCGUAUUGAUUUUGGGAAUCAUUCUAUUCAGCUAUCCAAGAACGAUGCAGGACCGGGUUUUGCAAGCUAUGACCUCCACUCUUCCUGAGUAUGGCCAGACAAACCAAAUGACAAAAGCGUGGGACAUGAUGCAAAGUUUUCUACGAUGUUGUGCGAUUUACAAUCUUGGUUGGCUAUA